AUUUAUCUUUUGCGCGCAUUUUCAAUAUUUUUCUGCAGGAUUUCGAGUAGAAGGGCAUUUUGAGGAUUCGGAGCACCCUGGAACUUCGCCAUGGCAUUCAGCAAUUUGGGAAGCAUGAACCUCCCUCGCAAACCAGAAGCAGUGGGGACCGAUUUGCUGGAGAUUGAUUCAGACCUCGAAUUGGGCAUCGACCAAUUGGACACUGGGUUGCUGCCGUGUGGUUUCCCUGAGAGAGAGCCAGCAGAGUUGCUGGAGUCUUUGUGGGAUGACUUGUCGUCCGGAGUUGCCGAUCGCCAUGCGGUCCACACGACCCCUGUUUGGGCAGAGUCGUCGUCCCCACCAUCGAUCAAGAUGGACCAGCAUGAGAUGUGGACCCUGCUCAAAGACAUCAAGAAUAAUCCGGAGAGGUUCACGGAUGAGAUUAUGCAGAAUCGCAUUGUGGGCCUUUGAUUUGUCUACAAAUUAGGGCGCGCUCCGCCCUUGUGCGGAUGAGGCCUCCUUAAUUUGUCUUGGACAGAAACCACUCAGUAGUCUCCUUGCACGCCAGUGCCCGUUUGAAAGCGAGUGUCGAAGCAGAAUCAUGCGUUUGGCUGAUGACUUCAAAUUUGAAGGCAAAAGCUUCGUGACAGGGCACGUCCGUGGCUGUUUAAGUGCCCGGUCAUGUCUUGUGUUCGGUCGCCCCUGCUGCUGUAUUCCUCUAACCGACAUUUGUGAGGGAAGCCUUGAACGAGGUUGCUCUUUGGCUGGAAACGACCGCAAUGACUUGCAAUCCUUUUGCGGCAACAUUGCUUGGCCAGCAAUUGUUUGGGCAAAGUCUUAAUGCAUCUCAACGGUCUCAGAGGGUUUGAGUAAGGUUCCCUGGGAUUGUCAGCAUACAGUUUUGCGCAUUUGUUGGCCAACCUGCUACGAGCUGCCUAGAGCCGGCCAGUAGUCCUUUGUCAUUACCAUUCCUCCAAUCUAUGUCAAAUGUCCAGGGCAAGGCCACAUCUCAAGGUGACAGCCUUCGCCUUCAGUCUUUUCUCAUUGCCUUUAGGGCAAAGGGUGCAUGCAUGCUUUGC
This is a messenger RNA of Durusdinium trenchii, 1058 nucleotides long. The record is from the annotation of a GenBank genome assembly. Lineage: Eukaryota; Dinophyceae; Suessiales; Symbiodiniaceae.